This is a messenger RNA of Protopolystoma xenopodis, 261 nucleotides long. The record is from the annotation of a GenBank genome assembly. Lineage: Eukaryota; Metazoa; Platyhelminthes; Monogenea; Polystomatidea; Polystomatidae.
AUGAGAAAGCCUUACGGAAGACGAAGCAAUGCUAAAUUCAAUGUCAUUGUAGGGCCUUAUUCUGAGGAGAUCGUAGAAGAUCUAGCCAUCGGUUCUGCAUCUACUGACGAUCGGUGCAGUCUGAAGACAGUGCUCAGCUUGCGAGUUGUCUCGCGAGUACGGUCGCAGAGAAAUACGACCGCUGGCAACCGGAAAGAGGUGUCGACGCAAGAUUGCGAGCGGCCCUCUCGGAGCAGAUUGCGUCGAGAACUGGUCGGCUGA